This is a messenger RNA of Engraulis encrasicolus (European anchovy), 712 nucleotides long. Its product is annotated as sodium- and chloride-dependent GABA transporter 2-like. The coding region runs from base 226 to 630 and encodes 134 amino acids. Gene Ontology annotation, cellular component: plasma membrane. Gene Ontology annotation, biological process: sodium ion transmembrane transport. The transcript is spliced from 4 exons. NCBI's taxonomy places the organism in Eukaryota, Metazoa, Chordata, Actinopteri, Clupeiformes, Engraulidae. The record is from RefSeq and is a predicted model, not a curated record. Gene Ontology annotation, molecular function: gamma-aminobutyric acid:sodium:chloride symporter activity.
UUGUGACAACAUCUGAGGAACAAACUCUUGGAGAUGCCAGUGGUGUCACUCAAACUUGCCUCAUUCGAGGUAGUUGUUUAUAGUGACCAGGCGUGGCAUAAAACAGGAGGGUGGCUGAUGGGAGUCCUGGGGGUCAUAGGUCAUCUUUGACCUUGCAUCGACCUUCUAUUGACCUCUGUGUGUCCUCCGGCAGGGGCUGAACGUUUCUACGGGAACAUAGAAGACAUGAUUGGCUACAGGCCUUGGCCCUUCAUGAAGUCCUGCUGGAUACAGUACAUCACACCUACAGUCUGCAUUGGAACAUUUAUUUUUUCUUUGACAAGGUAUAGCCCCCUGAAGUUCAACAAGACCUAUGUAUACCCCUGGUGGGCGCAUGGUAUCGGAUGGUUCCUGGCUGCCUCCUCCCUCUGCUUCAUCCCCUUGACGAUGCUCUACAAACUCUACCAUGCCAAAGGGACCAUUCUACAGCUGUCAUGCCCCGACCUGCCAUGCCGCAACCUGCCAGGAGAUGCUGCCAGUCUGCCUCGGCCCCUGGCAAUUGGCCUGGGAGACCCCAGACACCUAGGCCGGGUCCUGACCCUGCCAAACACCCUGGGAGACCCCGCAGCAGGUGAUCAGUGGAAUCACUAGAGGUGCUUAACUCGAAUCUUUGAGGCGUCCGGAUUGAUUGGAUCAUUUCAAGGAGGGUACCCGGAUUAGACGGAUCACUCGG